This is a messenger RNA of Stegastes partitus (bicolor damselfish), 3179 nucleotides long. It is a transcript of the gene brat1, whose product is annotated as BRCA1-associated ATM activator 1. Gene Ontology annotation, cellular component: nucleus. The record is from RefSeq and is a predicted model, not a curated record. Lineage: Eukaryota; Metazoa; Chordata; Actinopteri; Pomacentridae. Bases 125 to 2890 code for a protein of 921 amino acids. Gene Ontology annotation, biological process: positive regulation of protein phosphorylation; cell population proliferation; DNA damage response. The transcript is spliced from 12 exons.
GCUAUACCCGUUUACUUUGUGCUACAUGAAUUAGCUUCUAACUGUACUUCCAUGCGUGUGAGCUAGCUGUGAACGUAGCUGGUGGAGCUGGUCUGGGGGGUUCAGGAACACUCAGGUCGGUACCAUGGACAGAGAGUGUGUGUCGCUGCUGCCCCGGGUCUGUGAGGUGCUGGCGGCCUCAGGGAGCUCUCUGCCCGAUGACACCAGCCUGGAGAAACUGCUGGACUGGUUCACAGCGCUCACCAAGGCUGAGGGAUCCCUGCUGGAGGCCUGCCCCUGUCUGCUUGGAUUCAUAUCCACUGUGGUCCACAACACAGCUUUAGAUCCCAGCAUCCUCUCCUUCACUCUCAAACUCGCCGGCUUAGUGGCUGUAACUGAGGAUGGCUUCAAAGCUCUGCAGGAGUGCUCUGUUCUGGACCUGGUCUUUAACCUUCAGCGCUGGCAGGAAGCAGGGCUCUGGGAGGAUCCCUGUAUACGGAUUGGCUGGAUCCAGGGCUUAAGGGCCAUGCUGCAGCACCCAAAGGCUCUCAGCUUCUUUGUACAAGCAGAUUUCAUCCAGCCGCUCCUACAACUCCAGACGGACACAAGCCUAUUUGUCGCCUCAGCUGCAAAUCAAAUGCUGGCCUACGUCCUGGUCUUCUGUCAGUCCGUCUCCUCUGUAGGAUGUAACGGCGUAGAUAAGAAAGAAGAUGAAGACAGGAGUUCACAUGCCACCACGACAGACUUAGAAUACCCAGCUGUCCCCAUGGAAACCAAUCAAGAUUACACUGCUGUCGUCACUGCAAUCCUGGAGUACCUCAAGAAGUCACUGGUUCCCAAAGAAAACACGCAACUUCAUCAGAGUGUGCAGAUCCUCAAAGUGCUGGCUCUGCUGCUGGCCCAGACCAGGCCUCCUCUGUGGGACAAGCUGCUGCAGACAGUCGUAGACUCUGUGGAGGAGCUGCUGACGGCAGACUACAGUCAGCUGACACUGCCUCUGAUGGACGUCAUUCUGGCUGCAUACAGCAGCUGCAGCGCCGAUCAUCGCCUCCCAGACCAGCGCGUCUCCCGUCUUCUAUCAUUCAUGUUGAAUAUCAAGAAACCUGCUGACCUCAUUCAGGCAGCUGCUGCUUUCCUCCGCAGAGGCCAUCAUGACCGUGUCCACACAGCCCAGUCUGUGAGAGCACUCCUGCUCCCCCUCGACAUUAUCACUGGCCUGAGUCUUCUGGACACAAACAUCACUGACAAGGAACGGUUUUCAAUGGUGGAGCAGCUGAAGAGUAAAACCUCCUGCAUCUCCGUGAUCUGUGUCUGCCUAACAAACACGCCACAGAUCUCGCUGACGGCUGCUGACUGCCUCCCCUGUCCUCCAGCGCUGACUGUCACCGCGGUGCUGUCGUUGUUGAGGCUCUGCGGCGGCGACUCUUCCUCCUCAUCCGCCGGCUGUAGUCAAGUUUACACGAAUGUCAUCGGCAGUGGCAAAGUUCAGAAAUGUGCUCUAGAGGCUCUGGCAGCUCUCAGCGGCAGCCCAGGAGUGAAAGUCAAGCUGCCUGAAGUCUUCACACUUCUGAUACAAUAUCUGGACAAUCCUGAUUCUGACCCCACUGUGCUGCAUAAGUCCUACCAGGCCUUAGUGAAGUGGAUGACUGUUUGUACAGACCUCUCCUCUAUAACAGACCACCAGAAACAAGAUCUCGUGAAGGUGGUGAGGAAGCGUGCCUGCGACAUGCGCUGGGAGGUGAGAGACUCCACCGUGGAGUUUCUGGGACACCUGGCAGGGGUGAAUGCCUGCCAGACAUCACCCGGGGAGGUGACGGACGCGUCUGAGGCCCUGCUGGGAGGCUGCUGUUGUACCACUCCUCUCUUCAAAGAGGCGCUGCAGGAUCCAGAGAGCUACGUGAGAGCCAGCGCUGUCUCUGCUCUGGCACAGACACUGGCUCAGAGCUGGCAGCAGGGGGCAGCAGAGACACAGGAGCAGACUGAAAUCGUGAACCGGCUGCUUGAAAUUCUCUCCGAGGACACAGAGGGAUUUGCCAGGAGAGCUGUUGUCCGAUACUUCAUCGCCUGGUUCUCUUCGCGAUCCUCACACUCGUCUCCGUCACCGCCUACCUCCUCCUCUCUCCUCAUGCAGUCUGUACGCUCCGUCCUCUCACAAGGCAGCGCCGAUCUGGACUGGGAGGUGAAAGUUCACACGCUGGAGUUGGCUGAGCUGCUGCUGGACGAAGCCUUUUCAGGUCACUGGGGUUACGUGAAAGGCUCAGACCCACAUCCUGUUCAACCACACCCCUACGCUGUGAUUUCUGACCAAGCCUACGCGCUUCACACACACACGGGGACGCACAAAGAGGAUGUGGACUCAGAUUUGGUCGGUGUGUUGAACAGUUUGGUGGAGCGGGGAGUCAUCUCGGCGCUGCUGAGCGGUCUGGUUGAUUGUGAUCGACCUGUAGCUCUGAAGGCCUGUCGGCUACUGGUGACACUCAGACAGACGGUUUGUCCACGCUCACUAGGGGCCCUGGAUGCUACUGCUGCCAUGGCAACAGUAGCCAGAGUGACCUGUGAACUGCCUGGACGGGGUUGGGCGCUAGAGAUCAGAAAGAUUCUGGCGAUGAGGAGUCAGGCUAAAGAGGCAGACGAAGAGAAAAGUUACAAUAGAGCAGAUGUGGUUGUUUCUGAUGACUGUGGUGAGGCGGGAGAGGAAGCAGUGGGUGCAGAGUGUCACACGCUCCCUGUAAGUGUGUGUCAAGUGCUGAGGUCUCUGGAUUUGGACGAGAGGUUGGACAUCCUGACUCAAAGCAGCGACCACGUUCACAACUCUCCCUUGUCUUUGCUGCAGGACAUACUGACCGCUAGUGCUGCUCACACGCGACCAAACGUACAACCAGGACAGGAGGUCAUCGUGGACUGCUACUGACACACACACACACACACACGCACACGCACGCACACACACCCACACACUGCCUUCUGUUGUGAAAAUCUGAUUAGAACUUCACAAGUGCUGAAAAUACCAGGAUGUUGUAGGAUGGUGUUAAUAUUUGUUGGAUUUUCAUCAUACAAUGUUGGUUUUAUAAGAAUUUUAAUAGAUUUUGAUACACUUGGAAUCCCGUACUUCUUGCAGAGGACAAAGACAAAUCACUUGACUUGACUGAACCCAAGCGAUGCUGCCAAAUAUUAAACCGAAAUCUCCCAUGUGACCCAAA